Molecule: messenger RNA, 6366 nt
Organism: Cavia porcellus (domestic guinea pig)
Lineage: Eukaryota; Metazoa; Chordata; Mammalia; Rodentia; Caviidae
Gene: Crb2
Product: crumbs cell polarity complex component 2
Exons: 14
Coding region: 307-3960 (1217 amino acids)
Molecular function (GO): calcium ion binding
Source: RefSeq, a predicted model, not a curated record
GCGGCUGGACAGGGCUGGCGGCUCUCAGGGCUCCGGGCGCCUGAAUGAAGUCUCUGAAGUUGCCAGCAGCAGGGGCGACAUCAAGGCCAAAUGGAGAGGCAGAAAGGGCUCCGUCUGCCGAGGGCAGGGGGAUGAGGGCUGCUGCUGCUGCUGCUGCUGUCCUGGUCUCCCGCUCUCACCUUGGUGGCUGGGACGGUGCCUUCAGAGACCCUGAGUGGGCAGACCUCAGAGCCUUGUGCCUCAGGGUCAUGUGCUCCAGGGACCAAGUGUCAGACAACGGAGAGUGAUGGCCACACCUGUGGGCCCAUGGAGCCCCAGGGCUGUGCCACCCAGCCCUGCCAACACGGCGCCCUGUGUGUGCCCCAGGGACCAGAUCCCAACAGCUUCCAAUGCUACUGCGUGCCGGGUUUCCAGGGUCCCCACUGUGAGCUGGACAUCGAUGAGUGUGCGUCCAGGCCCUGCCACCAUGGGGCCACCUGCCACAACCUGGCUGAUCGCUUCGAGUGCCGCUGCCCCCUCGGCUAUGCAGGCGUGACCUGCGAGGCUGAGGUGGACGAGUGCGCCUCAGCGCCCUGCCUGCACGGGGGCUCGUGUCUUGACGGUGUGGGCUCCUACCUCUGCAUGUGCGCACCGGGCUAUGGGGGUGCCAGUUGCCAGCUGGACCUCGACGAGUGCCACAGCCAGCCAUGUGCGCACGGGGGCACGUGCCACGACCAGGUUAACGGGUUCCGGUGUGACUGCGCGGGCACGGGCUACGAGGGCGCGCGCUGCGAGCUAGAGGUGCUGGAGUGUGCGUCUGCGCCCUGCGCGCACAAUGCCACCUGCCUCGAAGGCCUAGGGAGUUUCCGCUGCCUCUGCUGGCCAGGCUUCAGCGGUGAGUGGUGUGAGGUAGACGAGGACGAGUGUGCCUCAAGCCCCUGCCAGAACGGAGGCCUCUGCCUGCAACGCUCAGACCCGGCCCUGUAUGGGGGCGCCCAGGCCCCCCUGCCCGGGGCUUUCAGCUUCCGCCACGCGGCGGGCUUCCUGUGCCGCUGCUCUGCGGGCUUUGAGGGGGACAACUGCAGCGUGGAUGUGGAUGAAUGUGCCUCAGGGCCAUGCCUCAACGGCGGCCGCUGCCAGGACCUGCCCAAUGGCUUCCAGUGCCAUUGCUUGGAUGGCUACACAGGCCUCACAUGUGAGGAAGAUGUGGACGAGUGCCUCUCGGAGCCCUGCCUCCACGGCGGGACCUGUGAUGACACUGUGGCAGGCUAUACCUGCUGGUGCCCAGAGACCUGGGGUGGACAUGACUGCUCUGUGCAGCUCACAGGCUGCCAGGGCCACACCUGCCCGCUGGCUGCCACCUGCAUUCCCAUCUUCAAGUCUGGGAUUCACAGUUAUGCCUGCCGCUGCCCACCUGGUACCCAUGGGCCUGACUGUGGCCAGAAUACCACCUUCUCUGUGGUGGCUGGGAUCCCUGUGUGGGCAUCGGUGCCGGGAGGUGGCCCCUUGGGCCUGGCACUAAGGUUUCGUACCACACUGCCUGCUGGGGCCCUGGCCACUCGAACUGAUACCCAGAACAGCUUGGAACUUGAACUGGUGGAGGGCACACUUCAAGUCACACUCUGGAGUCAUGGUGCCACCACUCUUGUCCUGAGACUGCCAGGCAUGGUCCUAAAUGAUGGCCACUGGCACCCAGUGGAGGUGGCACUGCGCCUCGGGACCCUGGAGCUACGGCUCUGGCAUGAGGGCUGCCCUUCUGGGCUCUGCGUGGCCUCUGGUCCUGUGGCCCCAGGUUCCACAGCUUUGGUGACCCUUGGGCCUUCCGAACCCUGCUCUGCCCGGCUGGGUGGCUCGGCCUUUGCUGGCUGCUUCCAGGAUGUGCUUGUGGAUGGGCACCUUCUCCUCCUGGGCAACCUCAGCGGGAACGUUGUCCUGGGCUGUGAACACCGUGAGCAGUGCCAGCCUCUGCCCUGUGCCCACGGAGGGGCCUGUGUGGACCUGUGGACUCACUUCCACUGUGACUGCCCGCGGCCAUACAGUGGUCCCACGUGCGCUAACGAGAUUCCUGCUGCCACUUUUGGCUUGAGGGGUGCACUGAGCUCCAUCUCCUUCCUGCUCCUCGAGCUGCCAGGCCUCAGCCUCACCGUGUCCUUCUUCCUCCGCACUCGGGAGCCCGCCGGCCUGCUGCUCCAGUUUGCCAACGACUCAGUGGCCGGCCUGACCAUCUUCCUGGACGGGGGCCAGAUCCGGGCCACGGUGCCGGGCAGCUCCACUGUGGAGUUGCCUGGGCGCUGGGACGACGGGCUCCGACACCUGGUGACGCUCAGCUUCGGUCCUGAUCAGCUUCAGGGCCUGGGGCAGCAGGUGCACGUGGGCGGGAGGCUCCUCCCGGCUGACAGCCAGCCCUGGGGGGGCCCCUUCAGAGGCUGCCUCCAGGAUCUUCGACUCAAUGGCCUCCGCCUCCCCUUCUUUCCUCUGCCGGGGGACAACUCCAGCCAGCUUAGUGAGCUGGGCCAGUCCCAGAACCUCACCCAGGGCUGCAUCUCGGAGGACACAUGCAGUCCCAAUCCCUGUCUCAAUGGUGGGACUUGCCUGGUCACCUGGAAUGACUUCCACUGCACCUGUCCUGACAACUUCACAGGGCCCACGUGUGCCCAGCAGCAGUGGUGCCCCAGUCAGCCCUGCCUCUCACCAGCCACCUGUGAGGAGGUCCCUGAUGGCUUUGUCUGUGUGGCCGAGGCCACGUUCCGCGAGGGCCCCCCAGCUGCAUUCACUGCGCACAACGUGUCGGGGCGCUCGCUCAGUGGGCUCUCGCUGGCCUUCCGCACGCGCGACCCCGAGGGCGGGCUGCUCCGCGUCCCCGCGGGCGCCGACGCGGGGCUGUGGCUGGCCGUGAGCAACGGCUCGCUGGUGGCCAGGGUGCGCAGCGGCGGGGACGCGGCCGGGGCCGUGCUGCACGCGCCCGGGCCCCGAGUGGCCGAUGGCGCCUGGCACCGUGUGCGCCUGGCCAUGGAGCGCCCGGCAGCCGCCGCGUCGCGCUGGCUGCUGUGGCUGGACGGUGCGGCGACGCCCGCGGCGCUGCGCGGCCUGGCGGGUGACCUGAGCUUCCUGCGGGGCCCGGGCGCCGCGCGCAUCCUGCUGGCCGAGAACUUCACGGGCUGCCUGGGCCGCGUGGCGCUCGGCGGCCUCCCGUUGGCCCUGGCACGGCCGCGGCCCGGAGCGCCCACCGGGAGCAGGGAGCACUUCGUCCCCUGGCCGGGCGCGCCGGCCCCGAGCCUGGGCUGCCGCGGUGCGCCCGUGUGCGCGCCCUCGCCCUGCCUGCACGGCGGCGCCUGCCGAGACCUCUUCGACGCGGUCGCCUGUGCCUGCGGCCCGGGCUGGGAGGGUCCGCGCUGCGAAGCCCGCGUCGACCCGUGUCGCUCGGCACCCUGUGCCCGCGGCUGGUGUCACGCGCGCCCGGACGGCCGCUUCGAGUGCCGCUGCCCGCUGGGCUUCACGGGAGCGCGCUGCAGGUUGCCCAUCCUGCCCGAGGGGUGCACCCUCAACCUUACCUGCCUCAAUGGUGGCCCCUGCAAGGCUGGGCCCGGUGGUGCCAACUGCAGUUGCCAGGAGGGCUCUGCUGGCCAGAGGUGUCAGAGCCUCCCCCUGCCCUGCGAAGCCAACCCCUGUCUGAAUGGGGGCACCUGCCAGGCGUCAGGUGGGGUGUACGAAUGCACCUGCAGCUCGGGAUUCUCCGGUCCCAUCUGUGAAGUGGUGAAGGGCCUGCCACUGCCACUGCCGUUCCCGCUGCUGGAGGUGGCUGUGCCUGCAGCCUGUGCCUGCCUGCUCCUCCUGCUCCUGGGCCUCCUCUCAGGGAUCCUGGCUGCCAGGAAGCGGCGCCAGUCAGAGGGCACCUACAGCCCGAGCCAGCAGGAGGUGGCCGGGGCCCGGCUGGAGAUGGACAGCGUCCUCAAGGUGCCACCCGAAGAGAGACUCAUCUAGGGGGCCUGGCUGCCAGUGCCGCACCCCUGAGGUCCUGCAGGAUUUCCAGCUAGAGACCCAAGGAGACCACUUCCAGGACCCGGGACGCCCAUUGGGAGGGUCCCUGUGGCUGGCAGCCUCUGUUGACAGGGACCAAGGGAAGGGGAACAGCUCAGGGAAGCAGAGGGUGCCUUCAAGGUUGUGCGUCUCUCCACCUGACCCGCCAGGCCACCCUGGCAGGUACAUGGCUGUGUGCGUGGGCACACUUGGGGGCAGGUGGCGUGGUCAAGAGUGUGCAUGUGUGAAUGUGAGGGGACGUGUCAGUCUGGGAUUCCAGUGUGGGUGUUGUAGUGUGUGUUGUGGUGUGUCUGCCUCUUUUGCCAUGUAUAUGUGACUAUGUAGUGACAGCACGUGACCCCAUGGGGGAAGAGACUGCUCAGAGGAGCGGGACAACCUGUGCCCUGUGGAAGCAGGGGCAGCUCAAGGCUGCAUGUUCUCCAGGAGGCACAGCCAGGGCUUGCCCGGGCACCAAGGCUUCAGCUCUGGCAUCUUCUCCCCCACCAGGGACAGUCUCUGCUGCAGAGACUGCUGGGAAAGCAGGGAGGGAGGGCAUUCAGUGGGCUCCGGCUCCCAGAACAAAAGCGCCUUCAGGAGGAUCUGUCCUGCGGUGCCAGAGCCAGUCCCACGGGGAAUCCUGGAGCUGCCCACCGAUGCAGCCUAUGGGAGCGGAGGAUGCUGCCCCAGUACCUGCAUGGCCAGGGUUACUGGCAGUGGAGAUGCACCUGCCUACCUCACAAGGAGAUCUGACACUGUUAAACUCCUCUGACUUGAAGGACAGCACACCAUCCUCUUAGGUAUCUGAAAUGUCAUCAGAGGUGGAAAGGCUUCUUCCUGAGGACCGGCAGGAUGGAGGAGAAUCAUCCUGUGCUCUCCCGUGGCCGUUCCCCCUGCAGGCUGGUUCAGUGUGUGGCCCUGGGCUGACACAGGAAAGGUGCUGUAGCUCUGGAGCACCUGCUGGGCACCUGUGCCAGUCCUGCAGUGGCUAGGGUGGGCGCGGCUGACGCUGUGGCCUUGGAUGCCAGGGCACCUGCCCAGCGGCUAGGCCUCCCAUUGGCUUCAUGGGGUCCCUUUGGCCUUAUCUCUCGGGCUGGCACCUCUUGUGAUGUGGGUUCCAGUGCUGUGGCCAGGAGACCCUUUUUCAUUUCCAAGUUGGUUGGUUUUCUCUGGGGCAUUUCUAGAGACACAGCAUGGGGGACUCAUUGUUCCCCAGGCUCAGGGAUCUGUUUUGUCCUUGUCCCUAGGAGGUGGGGCUGCCUUUUCCUACCCUACACUCUGGGAGAGGCAGGGGCAGGGGAGUUCCCUUGCUGGCUUGUGCUGUCGGUGAUUUGGCAGCUGGUGCCAAUGGCAUGCUCCUAAAAGGACAUUUUAGGUGGCACUUCGGCAUGAACUGUUUAACUUUGUGAUGAUGGCCACUGUGGGUGACUGGUCCAGAGGUCUCCUUCAAACAAGUGCCCAGGGGGGCCACAGUCUGAUCUGAGGCUCUGCCCUUGCUGAUGGGACCUGGGGGUUGGCAUCAAGGUGUCCCCCUGAACUUGUGGGCACUGUUGCUGGCCUACAGCCCUGCUCUGUGGUCGCGGCAGGACCUCAUGGAUCUGUCACCAACACUCCCAUAUUCUGGGAAAGGGCUUGGGUGAAUCUUUCCUGGCCUGCCCUCAUUUCACGGGAGGGGUUGUAGGAUAUCUGAGGGACCAUCGGCGUCACUCCUGCCCACGGCUUCCUUAAGGACACAAGGAUGUCAGCCUUUUCCCCAAGAAGACUUUAUUGAACGGACACACAGAUCAUCCUUGGGUUUGCAAACUCCACCAGUGGGUGGAGAGACUGGCGCUUGUGUGAACCCACGGUACUGGCCCCUAGCUGCCAGCACAGCCGGGGGCCCGGGAGCUGUGCCUGCUUGCGCAGGCCACCUGGGACCUCAUCUUGUCCUCUGUUCCCAGGACCUGGAGCCUGCCUGGGAUCAGUGUGGUGUUGGAACCCACGCCACGCACCUGACAUGGGACAGACUGGUCCUGGGCUACAGGUGGCCUGGAGAGUGCCAGGCUUCACCAGCUCACCACCAGCAGCAGUGUCCUCCCAGCCUCUUGGACACAGAAGGGUCCCCUGGCGUGUGGAGGACCUUGAGAGACUCCUCUGUCCCACCAGACACCCCCAGGGAGGCUUGUCUGACCAUUCACAAAUAGGAAAUGAGAAAUCGGGUCAAAAUGCUUACAAUUUCCUGCAUGUCUCAGACGGUUGUUUUCUUACAUGGUUGGGCUGUUUUUUAACUUGGUUUAUUGAAAAGAGUCAGUUUUCAAGAUUCAUCAAAUCAAUAAGGUAAAAAGGAAAAGAAAGAUAAAAGGAACAAUAACAAUACAUUCCAAUUGAACUUUG